UUUUAAAGACAAAUGAAAAAUACUUGUUGUUAGAAACGGAGGAAGAGAGCGGUGGCUAGGGUUUGUGGUAGCUGGGGCAGUGAGGCGCAGUUGAAGUGAGAAUGCCGUCGCACAAGACGUUCAGAGUGAAGAAGAAGCUGGCCAAGAAGAUGAGGCAGAACAGGCCUAUCCCCUACUGGAUCCGCAUGAGGACUGAUAAUACCAUCAGAUACAACGCCAAGCGCCGCCACUGGCGUCGGACCAAGCUCGGAUUUUGAGGUGUUUCCCCCUAUUUUCCUCUUUCAUUAGAAUGUCCCUGAGCUCGGAUGACGUCUCCUGUUUUUGUGAUUUAAGAACCACUUUGUAAUGAACACACUGUACUCCAUUAAUGGGUCUCAACUCCUCUGACACAUUCAAGUAAUUUGAAUUCUUCUCGUAAAACAUUCUGAUUUCUAUUUGUGCGCCUGUCAUAACAACACGAUAUAUUCAGAUAGAUUCCCGGAUGCUUUUCGGACGAACUGCUUGAUAAACUUUUAGAAGAGAGUUUGGCGAAGAAUUUGUGUUGGUUGAACGCGGGGCUGGACCCGCACCAUUCAGGUUCGGUUUAUUCACCUCCUAAAUUCAUCUAUAUAUUCAUAAAAAUUAUCCAUCUUUUACUUGGUUGGAUUUGAUGGAUUACAUGUAUGUUGGUUUAUCCGGAA
Molecule: messenger RNA, 680 nt
Organism: Neltuma alba
Lineage: Eukaryota; Viridiplantae; Streptophyta; Magnoliopsida; Fabales; Fabaceae
Product: 60S ribosomal protein L39
Exons: 3
Coding region: 102-257 (51 amino acids)
Biological process (GO): translation
Cellular component (GO): ribosome; cytosolic large ribosomal subunit
Molecular function (GO): structural constituent of ribosome
Source: RefSeq, a predicted model, not a curated record